AUGGAUGAUGAUUGGUUUAGCAACACUUGGCCUGUGGCAAAAGGAGGCAAAAGCAUAGUUUUAGGGCUAGAUAAUGCAGGAAGAACCACAUUACUUCGCAUGCAGAAAGAUGAUCAGACAUUGGGUCAGCAUCAGCCAACAAAGGCACAGCAUCCAACAUCAGAGGAAUUAUAUAUAGGAAAAAUCAAGUUGAGGAACACUACUCCAAUGCUUUCAUUCCCUCGAGGAAGAAACGUUUCAGUUGGACAAAAUGACAAUGACAGGGCGUUGUUGGAUACGUAUUUUAGUCAGCAGAUCGGUGCAUGUUGCGAUAGUUCCAAAGGGCAUCAACCGGGGCCGAUCGCCGAGCGACAAUGA
Messenger RNA from Dovyalis caffra, 357 nucleotides. NCBI's taxonomy places the organism in Eukaryota, Viridiplantae, Streptophyta, Magnoliopsida, Malpighiales, Salicaceae. The record is from the annotation of a GenBank genome assembly.